Aphanomyces invadans is the source of this 1239-nucleotide messenger RNA. RefSeq lists its product as hypothetical. The transcript is spliced from 2 exons. Bases 359 to 1150 code for a protein of 263 amino acids. Lineage: Eukaryota; Oomycota; Saprolegniomycetes; Saprolegniales; Verrucalvaceae. The record is from RefSeq and is a predicted model, not a curated record.
ACUCCAGCGGGACUCAACAACGGAAAAGUAUCAUUUUCGCUUGGGAAUAUUUCAUGGCCCGCAGACUCGGCCUGCGACUCGCGGCGCUCCAUGCAGCGUCCUUGACGAUGGCCAUCGCAUCACCAUCGCGCACAGCCUGGCGCGUUGUUUGUGGCGGACUUGCGCUGGGUGGAAGCGUGUACCUGGCGAGGGACUCCGCACACUGCAGCGACUCGCUCGACGGCCACCGCGACUUGACACGGGAACCUUUGCCCAAGACGAGCGUACCAUGUCCAUGUGCGCUGCAAUGAUGCUAACUAGGGGUGGAUAGAUCGUGGCGCUGGGGGGCUUGAUCCAAGCAGCAGUGGACAUUCCAGGCAUGGCGGACGACGAGCAAAUGGAGAUUAUACAGAGCGCCGUGGAGCGGAUUGUGUUUGACGUGGAGAGCUUCAUGCCGCAGUCGUACUGGGAGCGCAUCACAACCGGCAAGGUGGUGUCGGAAGAGCAGCGAGACAUGCUGCAGUCGCGCCUGCUCGAGUACUACCACCAGAAGCUGCCGUAUUUGCCGUACUUGAGCGAACAAGACGAGCGCUUGAUCAUCCAUGCGACGAUUGCAAUCUUGACCGAUGCUAUGGGAAACACGAAGCUCGACGACAUUCUGUCCAAGGAGACCACGUCCCUGUCGCUGAUUGCGAUAUACAUUCGGGAAGCCAUGGGGAUUGACGACGUCGAGAUCUUGCGUCGAGAAGUUGCCGAGAUGGUGAAUGUACCCAUUCCAAUGCCGCAACCGGUGGUGAAUUGGGUGAUCGAGAAAGGAGUUGCGGCGCUCCUGUCGGUUCUGAACCAAGCCGUGAACGCGUCGCUCGGGGAAUGCUUUGGGAAAGCGGCAACGCGGCAUGUGGAAUCGAUCGAAGAGUUCCAGGCGGUAAUACACGCGAGGUGGCGUCGAUCGACCUGUAACCACGUUGCUCGUGCCGUUCAGGUCUUGCGGGCCAACGUGACACGAUUUGUCCACAACAAGUUGCACGUGGCACUCCUGCCAGCGUUCGUCGAGCGCUUCAUCAUUUCGAGCGUAAUCGACUCGUACUUUCAGCUGUACGUGACGAACGAGCGCAUCAACACGGCCGUGAGCAAGGUCAUCGAGGAGCAGUCCCACCGCCGGGAUUCCUAGCGGCGCCCACGACGCCGAUGGUCCGUCCACUUGUUCAACUCGAUCCGUUGAUUUUUAAUGGGGUGAAUUUACAGCCAUUUUGACUUGAU